UAUUCAGCUCUGAUAUGAGUUAAACCUUUAGAAUGAGACAUCAAGAGAGCCGCUCGCCUAUAAUUAAACUUUUCAAAAGACGGCUGGACUGUUCGAAAGAGAGCUGGUAUUGAAGUAUUUAGAUGGUGCGGCAAUCUCAUGAACAGUGCACUACUUUCAACUCUUGACUUGAUAACAACAUUCCGUAUAGCGAAAUCAAAUGGCCGCCCUCUAUUCAGUGUUUAUAUUCAUUUUGUCAGUCUAUUUCUCCCACGAAAUCUCCGAUAAACAUUUGAGCUUCUCCGAAAACUUACUUCGAGGAUUCGAAGCCAGAAAGGCCGCGAAACAGCAAACAUGGAGCAGGGAAGAUGCCGAAGUUCCAAGAUUUCUGCUCGAUUUGUACAGACAGCGAACGCAUUUAGUACCGCGAGGUAGAUUGAACAAAAGAGUCUCCGACAUUGUUAGAGUCUUUUUGCGAGAACGUAAGUAUACUCUGAUUCAGAAGUAAUUUGAUGAGGUAGACUUGAGUAGCUGCUGCAAGAAAAGGACCCAGUGUAGACAACAGAGUCAGGUACAUGUCAUAAUAAUCUAUGCCGCACAUUGCGAGUCUUACACUUUGUUGCUUUACUCCAGCCUCAGGGCAAGAUGAACACAGAUCAGGACCACUCCAUCACCGAUUCUUCUUCAACCUAUCAGCAAUAACAAACAAGGAGAAAAUUAAGAAGGCUGAGCUGAGAAUUUUUAAGAAGAAGCCACUCAGGCAGAGCACAGAAGGGAACUUCAUGAUACGUCUAUUCAGUUUGGACGUUUCAUGCAACAAAAGCAGUCAACUGCAAAAAAACAACGGCGUCUUUGUCACUUCUCGUCUUGUCAGCAACAAAGAAAAAGUAGGUCGGUGGAUUAGCCUGGACAUAACAUCUGUCGUUAAAUUGUGGAAAGCAAAGACAGGGCAAAAUUUUGGCAUUCGCCUGUCUGUACAAGGUUUUAGUGCGUUUUCCAAAGAUUUCCGAAUUGGUAACCGAGGAAGAAGAGCACCUUUCCUGGUAACCUACACUAAAGAUCCACAAGUGGGGAUUGAGUUGACAAAGAGUUUAAUAAAUUGCACCAAUAGUCAAGUUAUAGAACGAAAUGAUGACUCUCCAAACAACACUUCCACAGUGGCGAGAAACCGAGCUAAACGUUCUUCUCUUCAGAUAUGCAGAAAGCGUUGGGCUUACGUCUCGUUUAAAAAGUUGAAAUGGGACUGGAUUGUAGCUCCAAAGGGGUACAGUGCAAACUACUGUGAAGGAAUUUGUACGACUAAUCUUGAUAUAACUCUUAACCCAACAAAUCAUGCCAUCUUGCAGAGCAUCUUACAUAGAAUGGACAGUCGCAUACCAUCUCCAUCAUGCGUCCCGACCAAAUUGCACAGUAUAAGUGUUUUAUAUAGAACAAGUGACAGAUCUGUUGCCUUAACUGAGUACGGUGGAAUGAUUGUGUCAAGUUGUGGAUGUCACUAGUUUUACCACACUUUUCCUCUAAGAGUGAAACAAUCGAAAACCAAGUAUUUGGAUAAAUUAAACGAGAGUGAAAACCAAAUAUUACAAACCAGCACCUUUGAUUUGAACAGUAUUCUUUGAGCUCUAAGUAUUUUUCUUUGAGGGUAUCUCAAAACUCCUGCAAGAUAGCUACAUUAUUGCACUUUCAAAGAGAUUAACUGGUUAAAUAAGAUAUUGGUACGAGUGCACCAUUGCGAGGAAAACAUCUCCAAAGAUUAAACCUUUCUACAUUCUAUGUCGCGAUUUUAUUUGACAAAACUAUAUCAGGAAG
Porites evermanni is the source of this 1788-nucleotide messenger RNA. NCBI's taxonomy places the organism in Eukaryota, Metazoa, Cnidaria, Anthozoa, Scleractinia, Poritidae. The record is from the annotation of a GenBank genome assembly.